AUGCAAGGUCCUCAGGGGUGUGGCAAGACGACCCUUACGGACGAACUACAGAGGUACCUCUCGAGUAGCGAAACCAAAAUUCGCUCGGCGGUGCUCUCCCUUGACGACCUAUAUCUUACCAACAGGGGACUAUCCGACCUCUCUAUGAGACAUCCUGAGAACAGACUACUCUCCGGCCGAGGACUCCCGGGCACCCACGACCUCCAUUUGGCUCGCGCGAUCCUCGAAGCUGUCCUCGAUAAUCGAGAAGAUGCGGGCCCUGUACAUCUCCCGAUCUUCGAUAAGAGCGCUUUCGGAGGUCGAGGCGAUAGAUCCUCCUCGACUGUACCGAUCGAUACCCCUAUCGACGUCUUCAUAUUAGAAGGCUGGUCCAUGGGGUUUCAACCGCUAGGACAGGCAGAAAUUUCUCGGCGAUACAAUCAAGCUCUUCGAACUACCAAACAACCCGGGGCAUCCAAACCCGUCUUUUUAUCCCACUCACUUGAAUCCCUGAUACAAGUCGACGAGUAUCUGAAAACCGCUAGCGCGGUCCUCUAUCCGGCAUUCACUGUCCUCAUUCGCAUUCGACCCCGAUCUUACUCCUACGUAUACAGAUGGAGGAGGGAGCAGGAACACCAGAUGAUCACCGUCAGAGGCGCUGGGAUGACGGACGAAGAAGUCGAUGGUUUCGUAGCGCGUUACAUGCCGGGUUAUGAGUUAUGGGCUGAGCGUACCAAUAUCAACGAGGGAGGCGAGGUGGAGAUAGGAUGGGAGGGUAAUGUGCUUACUUUGUUGUACGGGAAAGAUCGGGAGGUGAUCUCGGUAGAGGAGUCAUGA
Filobasidium floriforme is the source of this 816-nucleotide messenger RNA. RefSeq lists its product as uncharacterized. Bases 1 to 816 code for a protein of 271 amino acids. Lineage: Eukaryota; Fungi; Basidiomycota; Tremellomycetes; Filobasidiales; Filobasidiaceae. The transcript has 3 exons. The record is from RefSeq and is a predicted model, not a curated record.